Penicillium macrosclerotiorum is the source of this 1536-nucleotide messenger RNA. RefSeq lists its product as uncharacterized. The transcript has 4 exons. Gene Ontology annotation, biological process: transmembrane transport; carbohydrate transport. Gene Ontology annotation, cellular component: membrane. The record is from RefSeq and is a predicted model, not a curated record. The coding region runs from base 1 to 1536 and encodes 511 amino acids. Gene Ontology annotation, molecular function: carbohydrate:proton symporter activity. Lineage: Eukaryota; Fungi; Ascomycota; Eurotiomycetes; Eurotiales; Aspergillaceae.
AUGUCCAGCGGAAACAAGCGUGCCGUUGGCGAGCUGGCUACGGUCCUUCCCCGUCGGGACAAGCCCUGGUACCGUACACCAAGCUUGCUCCAGCUCAAUUUCUAUAUUUUUAUUGUUUGCUUUUCUGCGUCGGGAAUGGGCUUUGAUGGAUCGAUGAUGAACGGAUUGCAAAGUCUGUCAACCUGGACAAGUUACUUUAAUAACCCGAAUUCCGCUCUUCUUGGUGUCACCAAUGCCGUCUUGAAUCUCGGACCGAUCCUUUUUGGAGGUAUAGUUGCAUGGUUUGCCGAUCGCUUCGGACGUCGUCUUACCCUUCAAGUCGGGUGUGGAUUGAUUGUCAUCUCCGCCGCAAUCCAGGCAGCUUCCCAGAAUCUUGCCAUGUUCAUCAUCGCCAGAUUUCUCAUCGGAGUGGGCAUUGAAUUCACCAUGGUUCCUUCACCAGUUUUGACGAACGAACUUGCGUAUCCAACGCAUCGUGGUAAAUUUACCAGUCUAUGUUAUAGCUUUUACUUAGUUGGGUCCAUUCUCUCUAGUUGGACCACCUAUGGGACCUUUCGGAUGAAUAACUCUAGUUGGACCUGGCGAAUUCCCUCUCUGCUUCAGGGUGCCAUUCCUUGUAUCCAAUUUUUUGUGCUUUUCUGGGUUCCAGAAUCCCCCCGUUGGCUUAUGAGCAAGGGCCGUCUUGAUGAAGCAAGGGCAUUCUUUGUCAAGUAUCACGGCGAUGGAGACGAACAUUCCCCCCUCGUUGAGCAAGAAAUCCAAGAUAUCCAAGACUACAUACGCAUCCAGCAAGGACUGGGCUCUCUCAGUUGGAAACAGUGUGGCAAUGGAGUGGUCAGCUAUUAUCUCUCCUUGAUCCUCAAUUCGGUUGGCAUCACUGGUUCCCGCGAUAAAACUCUCAUCAAUGGUAUUUUGCAAAUUGUUAGCUGGGUGGCAGCUAUCAUUGGCAGUCUACUCGUUGACCGAGUUGGCCGUCGUCUACUUUGGAUUUUAUCAAUCACUGGCAUGCUGGCAUCUUACACCACGUGGACAGUAUGCUCGGCACCAUACGCGGAGCAUGACUCUGCUAGGCUGGCAAAAGCUGUAUUGGUCCUUAUCUUCUUCUUUCAGGUUUUCUACUCCGUGGGAAUCACCCCUCUUGGCCCUUGUUACUCCGUGGAGAUUCUUCCUUUCCACAGCCGCCAAAAGGUCAUGGUGGUGUCUUAUGUUGGCAACAGCUGUGCCGGCCUUUUCAACUCCUUCGUGUCACCUAUUGCACUUGAUGGCAUUGGUUGGAAGUACUAUCUAGUCUAUAUCGUGAUGCUUCUUCAAUUUUUGAUCAUUGUUUAUCUGUUCUUCCCUGAGACUCGUGGAUACGCUUUGGAGAGCAUUUCCGGAUUAUUCGAAGACAGUCGCCUGUUUCUUGGUCGGAUCAAAAUCCGACCCGAUCAUGACAUGAUUAAACAAGCGGCAGAGAAGAGCCAGAUCGACAAAUCUGAAGUAGAGUUUGUUGAGAAUGUCGCCACUAAGACCCGGUGCGUUGCUGAAGAACUGUGA